Messenger RNA from Closterium sp. Naga37s-1, 669 nucleotides. The record is from the annotation of a GenBank genome assembly. Lineage: Eukaryota; Viridiplantae; Streptophyta; Zygnematophyceae; Desmidiales; Closteriaceae.
AUGGUUUCGUGCGAACUUGUGCGAAUCCGUGGUGAUGUUGACCCGUUUGGCGGAGAAUUGGAGCACCAUGGAGCAACUGGUGUUACUAUGCCUGAUGCACCUGGUGUUCCUAUGCCUGAUGCACCCCUGUUUCGCCUCUCCAUCGCAGGCUCGCAGCAGGUGGUGUCGGAGAUGAGGGAAAGAGUGGGGGAGCUGCAGAGGGACUUGGAGGAGGAUGGAAUCCAUCCGCUCGCAGCAGGCUCGCAGCAGGUGGUGUCGGAGAUGAGGGAGAGAGUGGGGGAGCUCCAGAGGGACUUGGAAGAAGACUCAGCGAGGGUAGAUGAGGCGAAGGAGCAGAAGGGCGAGCAGGAGGCGGAGAUCAACGCCCUCGUGGAAAAGGUGAAGGAGUAUCAGACAAGGAUCAGCAAGCUCGUGCGGCGGCAAGAAGAGCUUCGGGAGAAGCGAGCGAAUCUUGAAGCAGAUGCAGACCAGCGCACCACCAAGAUACGCAAGGAGAUUGUUCUCUUUUCAGGUUUCACCAACAUCCGCCUGGAUGUGGACGUGAAGGACCGGUUUGUCGGCACGUUGAUGCACCCCUCAGGCAACCCCGAGCUCGCCAGGCCGGUUGACUUUAACACCUCUGCCGCCAACACCACCACCGUUGCGUACCAGCUCUGGAACAUGGUAUGA